GUGCCCUUCACGGACCUUCUGGAUGCGGCCAAGAGCGUGGUGAAGGCGUUGUUCCUCCGGGAGAAGUACAUGGGGUUGUCGCUGCAGAGCUUCUGCAAAACCACCGCCCGGUACCUGCAGGAGCUCUCCGAGAAACCCCUGGAGACCCGCGGCUACGAGGAGGUGCCCGAGACCCCGGUGGCAGCCGAUGCCCCCGUGCACCCCCCGUUCGCCGAGCAGCACCCCUACGAGACGUGGGACCCCCAGACCAUGCCGCCUGAUCUGGGCUUUGGGCUGAAGAUGGUGGACGGCGUGGUGCACGUCUACACCAAGCAGGACCUCACCGACAAGAGCACGGAGCUGGACCUGCCGUACCCCGACCUUCAGGAGUUCAUUGCCGACAUGAAUUUCCUCAUGGCUUUGAUCAUCAACGGGCCCAUCAAAUCCUUCUGCUACCGCCGGUUGCAGUACCUGAGCUCCAAGUUCCAGAUGCACGUGCUGCUCAACGAGAUGAAGGAGCUGGCGGCCCAGAAGAAGGUGCCCCACCGCGACUUCUACAACAUCCGCAAGGUGGACACCCACAUCCACGCCUCGUCCUGCAUGAACCAGAAGCAUCUCCUGCGCUUCAUCAAGCGGGCCAUGAAGAAGCACCUGGACGAAAUUGUCCACGUGGAGAAGGGCAAGGAGCAGACGCUCAAGGAGGUCUUCGAGACGAUGAACCUCACCGCUUAUGACCUGAGCGUGGACACGCUGGAUGUCCACGCGGACCGCAACACCUUCCACCGAUUUGACAAGUUCAACGCCAAGUACAACCCCAUCGGUGAGUCCAUUCUGCGGGAGAUCUUCAUCAAGACAGACAACCGCGUCUCGGGGAAGUACUUUGCCCACAUCAUCAAGGAGGUGAUGUCCGACCUGGAGGAGAGCAAGUACCAAAAUGCCGAGCUGCGGCUCUCCAUCUAUGGCCGCUCCCGGGACGAGUGGGACAAGCUGGCCCGUUGGGCCGUCAACCACCGCGUCCACUCCAACAACGUCCGCUGGCUCGUGCAGGUGCCUCGGCUCUUCGAUGUCUACCGGACGAAGAAGCAGUUGGCCAACUUCCAGGAGAUGCUGGAGAACAUCUUCCUGCCCCUCUACGAGGCCACCGUCCACCCUGCCCAACACCCGGAGUUGCACCUCUUCCUGGAGCACGUGGAUGGCUUCGACAGCGUGGAUGACGAAUCCAAACCAGAACAUCACAUCUUCAACCUGGACAGCCCUUUGCCGGGCAACUGGGUGGAGGAGGACAACCCACCCUACUCCUACUACCUGUACUACAUGUACGCCAACAUGACGGUGCUCAACCACCUCCGAAGGAAGAGAGGCUUCCACACCUUCGUCCUGCGUCCGCACUGCGGUGAGGCCGGUCCCAUCCAUCACCUCGUCUCGGGCUUCAUGGUCUCGGAGAACAUCUCCCACGGUUUGCUGCUCCGCAAGGCCCCCGUCCUGCAGUACCUCUACUACCUGGCGCAGAUCGGCAUCGCCAUGUCCCCGCUGAGCAACAACAAACAGCGCUGGUGCGGCCACCGGCCAAAUCCCGGCGAUGGGACGAUGGCGGUGGUGGCCAAGAGCAAGGCAACGGCCAACGGGCUCCGGAGGGAACCGCUGAUGGAGGAGUACAGCAUCGCCACCCAGGUCUGGAAGCUCAGCUCCUGCGACAUGUGCGAGCUGGCCCGUAACAGCGUCCUCAUGAGCGGCUUCUCCCACAAGGUGAAGAGCUACUGGUUGGGUCCCCACUACCUGAAGGAGGGUCCGGAGGGUAACGACAUCCGUCGUACCAACGUCCCCGACAUCCGCGUCAGCUACCGCUUCGAGACGCUGUGCCAGGAGCUGACCCUCAUCACGCAGGCGGUGCAGAGCGAGGAGCUGGAGACCAUCCAGGAGGAGGACGCUCUCACCAUCACCUCCACCCUGCUCACCUUCGUGGAUUUCUUGGCGUACGACGUGCUGGACCAGCACCGCAUGUUCGUCCCCGAGUGUCCCGAGUUUCAGGGCAACCUGGGCCGGUUCCUGCAGCGCUUUGAGGUGACCGGGGGGGGACACCCCGGGGUCACCGGCCACGUUCCCGACACCUCG
Molecule: messenger RNA, 2091 nt
Organism: Charadrius vociferus (killdeer)
Lineage: Eukaryota; Metazoa; Chordata; Aves; Charadriiformes; Charadriidae
Gene: AMPD2
Product: adenosine monophosphate deaminase 2
Exons: 15
Biological process (GO): IMP salvage; AMP metabolic process
Cellular component (GO): cytosol
Molecular function (GO): AMP deaminase activity
Source: RefSeq, a predicted model, not a curated record